Messenger RNA from Athalia rosae (coleseed sawfly), 912 nucleotides. Its product is annotated as peroxiredoxin 1-like. Gene Ontology annotation, molecular function: thioredoxin peroxidase activity. Gene Ontology annotation, cellular component: cytosol. The coding region runs from base 113 to 784 and encodes 223 amino acids. The record is from RefSeq and is a predicted model, not a curated record. Gene Ontology annotation, biological process: cell redox homeostasis; cellular response to stress; removal of superoxide radicals. The transcript is spliced from 2 exons. NCBI's taxonomy places the organism in Eukaryota, Metazoa, Arthropoda, Insecta, Hymenoptera, Athaliidae.
CUAUGCAACAUUUUAUUUUGGCAUAAUUUUGACAUAAAAUUAUUUUUUCGACUCAUUCACGGAUAAAAAUUAACCAUAAGUUCAAUUCGCUGAAUAGAAGUUACAAAAUAUAAUGUCUAAGGAAAUCUCUACUGGAAAUUAUUAUAAACGCUCUGUUGAAACCAAUAAUGAAAAACCACAAUCUUGUAUGAAAAAGCAAUAUGUUCCAGCAUUACUGAAGCCAGCUCCGCACUGGAAAGGCAUAGCUGUAGUAAACUCGGAAUUCAAAGAAAUAUCACUAACCGACUACAGAGGAAAAUAUCUAGUAUUCUUCUUCUACCCGUAUGAUUUUACCUUCAUCUGCCCUACCGAAAUAAUUCAAUUCAGCGAUCGUAUUGACGAAUUUAGAAACAUAGAUUGCGAAGUUGUGGCUGCCUCAACCGAUUCUCAAUUUGCACAUUAUGCAUGGAUAACUACACCAAGAAAACAGGGUGGUUUAGGCGAAAUGAGAAUACCAUUAUUGGCUGACAAAAGUUUACAGAUUGCCAAAGAUUACGGCGUACUAAUCGACGAAACUGGAGUUCCCUUGAGAGGAUUAUUCAUCAUUGAUGAUAAACAAAAUCUUCGUCAAAUCACCGUUAAUGACUUACCAGUGACUAGAUGCGUUGAUGAAACUUUAAGACUAGUUCAAGCAUAUCAAUUUACAGACAAAUAUGGAGAUAUGUGUCCUGCUAGUUGGAGACCCAAACAACAGGCUAAAGAUCUCGAAACGAAUGAAUGCAAGGAUUUCUUUCGCCUUGUAUAAAAAUGAAUGUAUUAUAUUAAGAAGGCAUGUUGUAGAAUGAAAAAGUUAUUUUCGAAAUCAAACUUCUUUCAAACAAAAAAAAGAUUUAUCCAAAUCUGUAUUCUUGCACACUUACUUGUCGGAGUCGA